Messenger RNA from Macrosteles quadrilineatus (aster leafhopper), 2116 nucleotides. RefSeq names its product guanine nucleotide-binding protein subunit gamma-1-like. Gene Ontology annotation, cellular component: heterotrimeric G-protein complex. Lineage: Eukaryota; Metazoa; Arthropoda; Insecta; Hemiptera; Cicadellidae. The transcript has a single exon. The record is from RefSeq and is a predicted model, not a curated record. Bases 319 to 531 code for a protein of 70 amino acids. Gene Ontology annotation, molecular function: G-protein beta-subunit binding. Gene Ontology annotation, biological process: G protein-coupled receptor signaling pathway.
GAGGAACACGGAACGACGAACGAUAGAAAUAGAACAGUAGGUCCAUUAACUCAACUCCAACUGUUGAAUGUUGUUGAAUCCGAAUUUCCUUCCUUCGUACUAAACCUUUAUCAGCUUAUAUUACGUCUUAAUUCACCAAAACAAACCACUUCGGUAUUUGUUGUGUAAUAUUUAUCUAAGAGAUUUGUGUUGCUGGUGUUAAGCGAUAGUUUUUCGUUGGAAACCUACUGUAAUAAGUGAUUCUGCCUUUUGUGGCCUUGAUUUCGUCCUGCAAGUUCCAUACCACGCCCUAAAAUAGGCCUAUCAGAUACUGCUGUUAUGGAUAUGAUGAUCUCCAACUUGCAACAACAGAGGCAAGUAACAGAACAGCUUAGAAGAGAAGCUGCAAUUAAGCGCAUUAGCGUAUCUCAAGCAGUCCAAGACAUCAUAAAAUACAUCUCAGAACAUGAGCAAGAAGAUUGCCUUCUGGUAGGCUUUAGCUCUCAAAAAGCUAACCCCUUUAGGGAGAAAAGUAGUUGUAAUUUACUCUAGAAGUGGUUGUCAUCCUUUAUUUUUCAUCUUUAUUAGUUAUCAUUACUCUUAUUUGGGACCAAUACACUAAAUUACUGGAGGAUAUGGGUAACAUUAUGGAUUUUGAUUCACAAGGCCUGAUUUUUAAAAUUUCAAAGAACUUUAUUGAGAUUUUCCGACAUUAAGUUAUAAGCCUAGUGUUAUUUCAUAUUUGUUGUCUACAAAGUUGUCUACAGGAAAUGAUAGGCUAUGCAUGAUUUGAAACCUUGGAGUAAACUAAACUUUUAAACCUGACAAAACCAUGCUAAAUUUAUCAUAGUUUAAGUUUAGUAAAGGAAAAUUAUCCCUAAGAUAUUUUGUAUUAUUAUGAUUGCUAAAGAAACACUUGGUAAGCUAUGAAAAGCUUACAUGUUAACUUACAUAACUUAAUUAGGCUAUUUUGUUUCACUGACACGCCAAUUUUGAAAUUUAAGAAUGUCAAUAACUUAGCCUAUUCCAUUUAAGGCUGCAAUUUAGUAAGAUUUCUAUGCUGGGUACAGCUCGUUACAUGUAAGCUGGCACCUGAACAAUAGGCCUACUAGGCUUCUAAAACAUUAUGUGCUGUCAUUUGGGUUGUGUCAACAUUCCUCCCGACUCAGGUGAAUCUGGUAUUUUCCUUAAACCUCCACCCCCCUUCCACCAACACUGCCUGCGCUAGGCCCAAUUGCCAGCUUAGGGCCUACGUGUAACAAGCUGUACUUAGCUUGAUCUGGAUAUUAUCAAAUGUGUUGUCUCUUGGAUGUUUUGAUAGAAACUUAGGAGGUGCAUCCAUCUGUCCAGUCAUAAAUCCAAUUGAACUUUUAAGACCAAUUUAAAGUCAUAUACAUUUUAAAAGGUUGAAAUUUCUGGUAAUGGCUUACUGUUGUAUUUUUUACCUUACCAAAUUUAAUAGUUGAAUGACGUGGAUUGAUUGUGAUACAACUUCACAUUCACUCACACCUAGCUAUCUUGUUAUUUUUUGAUCUAACUCCUUUCUUGCAGUAGACCUAGUUCAUGUAUUUAACACAGAACCAACUAAGCUAUGUUGCCCUAAGUUAACACCAAACCACAAUUAAUAUUGCCGAUUUUAUUUUACAAAAUUUUAACCGUGAAUCUUUCACUGUUCAAAAGUAAUCCAUUCAACACAAUUACAAAUCACAAAUGUACGGUAGGAUAGAAAAUGAAAUGUGUUUGUAUAUAAGGUGUAGGGUAGUAAAUGUAUCCCAUUACAAUGCCAGUAGGCUAACCACAGAUACCAGAUUUUACAUUUUACUCCUACUGUAUUUUAAUGUGAAAACUUUGUAGCCUACUAACUAACAAUUAAGUAUUUUUGAAGAAUUUUUUUAAGCUUAAGAGGUUUAUAUGCUUACCGGUAACUAUAUUUAUUUUUAUUAAACUGUUUAAAUGACAAAAAACCUGUUAUAAGGCCUACUAUUUUUUCAAAGUACAUUAGCGCACUAAUUUGUAACUUGUUGAAUUGUAAAUUAACUGUUCCAUUGUUAAAAAAAUAAUAAUGAUCUGUGUACCUAAAAAUGUGUUCUGUACCAUAAAUGUAUCGAUGUAAGUUAAAUAAAGAUAUUUCUACAAC